Molecule: messenger RNA, 2138 nt
Organism: Scheffersomyces stipitis CBS 6054
Lineage: Eukaryota; Fungi; Ascomycota; Pichiomycetes; Serinales; Debaryomycetaceae
Product: C2H2 zinc finger protein
Exons: 1
Biological process (GO): regulation of transcription by RNA polymerase II; DNA-templated transcription
Cellular component (GO): chromatin
Molecular function (GO): zinc ion binding; DNA-binding transcription factor activity, RNA polymerase II-specific; RNA polymerase II cis-regulatory region sequence-specific DNA binding
Source: RefSeq, a predicted model, not a curated record
AUGUCUUUCAGGUGCUCUUUCUUGAACUGUGGGAAAAAAUUCACCCGGAAAGACUACCUCGCAAGACACGAGCUUAACCAUACAAAUGAAAAACCGUAUAAAUGUGAACAGUGUCAGUUCAGUUUUACCCGGAGUGAUCUACUCAAUAAACAUUUCAAGUCUCAGAGUCACAGAAAACGAAAGCAAGAACUUUUCAAGCUGCUGGAGAAGACAGAGGGCUUAGACAAGCCAGAUCAAGAUUUUGAAGAUAUUGAAUCCCCCCUGAAAAAACUAAGGUUUCUGACUCGAAAUGAGCCUAGUUCUCAGAAGCAGCCUUUAAUGACAGUAACAUCCUCACCUAUCGAAGAUCAUAUCUUUACAGAGUCGAAUGAUCUCCCACCAGGGUCCUUCAACAACUACUUAUGGUUGUUUGACGACUCUCUUGACGUCAGAGAUGAUAAUUUUGUUAGUAAACCAUUGAACCAUCAAAUUGAACCGUCUCUACUGUCAACAUCACACAUAGUAGAAGAAGAACUGUUUCGUGAGAUUGAUGGCCAAAGGAGACUUGCUGUAUUGGAAUUGCUAAAUAUUCAUGAGGUGUCAUCCUUGGCACCUGAUAGAUUUUCUCUUUUCUUAGACUUGUACUGGAGUGAGUUCAAUCCCACUUUUCCAAUUAUACACUAUGCAACAUUCAAUAACAACGAAGCCGAUGUAUAUUUGCUAACUGCUAUGAUAUGCAUAGGUAUGGCACAUUCCCCAUUAGAAGCCGAAUAUGAGCUUUCAAUAGUCGUUACAAUGCAGUUUAGAAGGCUUAUAUUUGACGCAGUAGGCGAUGAUGUGGUUUUGAGAUUACCAUUGCUUCAAUCACUAUUACUUCAUAACUUCGCCUGCAAGUAUUAUGGCGAUAAGUUACUUUACGAAAUGUCCCAACUUUUUCACGGCACUAAUAUAAACUUUUUAAGAUUUACUGGAUUUUUCGACGAUUUAGUCGAACCAAAUAUGUCAUCUUCUCCAAGUGCAACUUACCACCAGUUGGAGACUGACUGGAAAAAAUGGAUUCACUACGAGACAUGUAAGAGAACAGCAUACUUCGCAUUUGUUUGUGAUUCUCAACAUGCCACAUUAUUCAAACACCAAGUUCUUUCGGCGUUCAGCUUGCAAAUAGAUUUACCCAGCACCGAUGCUGUAUGGAAUGCGAGCAAUCCUAUUACCUUUUCUGAAAUGUAUAGAUUACAACCUAGAGGACUUUCCUAUCAACAUAAGGUAGUCCUAAAUUUACAGAGUGGCCAGACGUUAUCAGCUCCAGGUCCAUCAAUGCCUUCAGUUAAAGCGGAGGGCAAUUGGCCCGAAUUUUUGUGGAGUUUGAGAUCUAUGAUGAUGCCAUACAAGGAGAGCCAAAAAGAAUACUCUUUAGAUUGUUACUCCCAGUUUUCUCGAAGUAUUUUACUACAUGGAAUUAUAUCUAUUUGUUGGGAUAUGAGAUGGAGGGGAUUAUUUGACUUGGGUAUCGUUUCAAAAAAGAAAUUGAGCGACCUUUCUGGCAAACUAUUGAGAGCUUUCUAUAACUGGAAAGGUUAUCUUGAUUUGCAUAUUUCAAGUGCAAACGAGCGAGCUCUUGGAAAAAACGUAGACCUGGAACCUUCCGUUGGAUUAAACGAUUACGGCCUAUCUCCAGCAUUCUGGUCAAACUUAAGUUCCUACCAAUUAGGGUUAAUUUCUCUUUUUGCAGAUACAGCAUCGAUUGUGAAGUACGCUACAGAACUUAAAAACAGUAGACGGGCAGGCGUAUCACGUAAUAAGAUUCAUAUUGAAUCAUGGGCAAGGUCACCAAAUGGUGAUCAAUCAAUAAGAGAAGCAGCUAGGUUUAUCAGAAUUAUUUCUAAUGCUGAGAAUGAGCACAUUAUUUCUAUACCACAUAUUCCAUGGACCCUAUUUAUUUCAUGCUUAGUAAUAUGGUGCUAUGAAACUAAUCGAGAUUGUUUAAAUGGGCUAACAAGUAGAGAUCACAUCGAGUUAUCCUACGCAAAAUAUUAUAAUCCUUCCGUUUCAUACUUUGACGAGCAGGCAGUUAAGCACGAUACACUUGAGUAUAUUAGCCUUGCAAUUGAUAACGAAGCAGAUGAUGUUGAAACCUCUGGAAACUUUUGGAAAAGGCAAAA